AUGGUUGCUGAUCAUCUCAAUCAACAUACAACUCAUGAUGUCGUUGCCAAUCAGCACAGUGAUGACGAUUACUAUCACCCCGGUAGCGACAAUGAAGUUUUACGUACAAAUAGUAACGACUUAAUGGAAGAAUACUCUGAAAAGCCAGCAGCACCUCCAAAACGUCGAUUUUAUAAGAAAAAGAAGUAUUGGAUCAUUUGUGCCAUUAUCACUGCCAUCACUAUUAUUGUGGCAGUCUGUUUGGCCAUCUUUGUGUUCUUCCCCAUGAUUGCUCAAUCUUUGAUGAAUCAAUCCAAGAUUAGCGUCAACAAUGCUCAAAUUACAUUUAAUAAGCCUGGUGCUCUCGAUAAUCAAGUGUACAGCAAGCGUGAUGGUGAUAAUAUGAAUACUACAUUCUACAUGAAUAUGGACAGUUCACUCAGUAACACAGGUCCCUUCGCGGCUGACAUCAAGUUCCACAAUCCAAUUGAUGUUCUCUACAAAGACCAAUUGCUAGGCAACAUCUAUCUCUACAACAACACGCAUAUUUCCGGCGGUUCUGGCUCUUUGAAUGCUAUCACUCCAUUUCUGAUCAGGGAUCAAGCUGCUUUCUCUGCCUUUGCCAAGGACAUGUUGGCUGUAAAUGAGUUCAAAUGGACACUAAGAGGAAAACUCGAUAUUACUGCUCUUACAAGAACGGCUACUGUGAACCUUGACAAGGAAAUCACCUUGAAUGGAAUGAACGGUUUCCCUGAUGUCAAGAUUGAAUCCUUCCAACUUCCUGGUGAUGAUCCUGCUGGCGGUAUCCUAGUAGAACUUGGUACUAUUCUCAACAGUCCUUCUCCUAUUGGUGUUCAACUGGGUACCAUUGCUCUCGCUAUUGGCUAUGAUGGUGUUGCCUUGGGUAAUGUCAAGGCCGAUAACGUCAACUUGCAAAAGGGUGAAAACAAGAUUCUUCUCAAGGGUACGCUGGUGCCUCAAAAUGACACUACCUCCCUUGAUAAAGUAGGCCACUUGUUCUCAAAUUAUGUAUCUGGUGUCAUCUCCAAUACAUCUGCUACUGGUAUUUCUGCUGCUCCUGAUGGUGUCAAUCCCAUCGGCUGGCUCUCUGAAGGUUUCCAAACUGUCAAGCUCAACGUUGCCUUGGGUGCUGCUGAACCUCUCAAGAUUAUCAAUGCUGUCAGCAUGGGUAAUCUCGACUUGAAGUUUGAUUCUGCUAAUCCCUACAACCCUAUUGCCACUGCUCCCAAUGUCAAUGCCAAUUUCCAAAUUCCAUUUGGUUUUUCAUUGAACAUUACUGAAGUAACCCAAAAUAUCUCUCUUGCCGUCAACACCUCGGGUACUCAAACUACUGAUUUUGCUGUGAUUCGCGUUCCCUUGGUGCCUGCAGUCAGUGAUCAAAAGGCUGGUACUCUCAAAUUUGGUAUUCAAAAUAGUGCUAUUGCCGGUAUCCCAGGCCAAGAAAAGGUGUUUAAUAAGUACACUUACGCUUUAACUGCCUCUGACAACUACACCUUCAUGGUCUCUGGUAAUGCCUCUACAAAGACACAGACUCCCAUCGGUCCUAUUACUUUGGGUGGUAUCACUUUUACUGUACCUACCUCUUUGCACGGUCUUCAGUUCUUGAACAGCACUCCUACUGUCAUCAACUCUCUCGAUGUCUCUGGUGGUACUUCUGAAAACCUUUUGCUUGGCAUCAAUGUCACCAUGGAGAAUCCAUCUGAUUUCAGUAUCUCUACUGGCGAUGUAAGCUUUAUCAUGGGUGCAAGUGGUACUGAUCUUGGUCUUGUCACCUUGAAGAAUCUCUCUUUGGCUCGUGGUACUAAUACUGUGUUGGCUCAAGCUACUUUCAAUCCUAAAGCCUCUGAUGUGGGCCAAAACCUCUUGAGUACUUUUGUAAUGGGUCAUGACAACGGUGUGGAGAUUUCUGGUUAUCAAAACUCUACCUCCAUCGCCUCUCUCGCUGGUCCCUUGAGCGUUGUCAGCCUCGCCUCAACUCUUCCUGGUCUCAAGACUGCUUUGAUUCAAGGUGGUGCUUUGGCUGUGCUGCCUGAUACAGUUAAGACUGGUGUUGUCGGCGUCAAGGUCUCUAUUGCCAACCCCUUCACUGCUGGUCUGUCUAUUACCAAAGUCACUGCUGCUGCUACGUUUGCUGGCAUGCCUGUGGGUAACAUUGAUCAAGAUAUCAGCAGUAAUCCAUUCGUGGUCCCUGGUAAAUCAACUGCUCAAUCUCAAGAUUUGAACAUGAACAUGAACAUCGAGCCUGCUUCCGUCGCCUUGCUGCUUCGUACACUCGCUGUUCAAGCUAAUAUGGACACCAAGUCUUUGGAUGCCUUGCUGGGUUUGGGUGGUUUCAACAUUGCUGGCCAAGAACAUGUCAAUGCUGAUGCCAGUAUGUUCACCAAUUUCAACAUCUCCAACUACGUCUUGGACGCCAUGAAGGCUCUCAAGGUCGAUUUGUCUCUUUCAUCUGGUCUGUCUAUUGGCGAGUACUCUACUGAUUUGGCCUUCUCUCAAAAUAGCGUUGCAAUUGCCACUGAUGGCACUGUUACUCAACUCAUUCCUAUUGUUGGUCAACCUAUUGUCCAGCAGAUUGUGGAUGGUGCCGUGCUUGCCUUUGAGAGUGUUAUUCUCUCUGCUCCCACCAACAAUGACUUCACUGUCCAAAUGAAGGGUAGUAUCACCAAGUCUGGUCCUAUGGAUGCCACUAUCAGUUUCCCUACGCCUCUCAAUGUCGCCUGGCAGGGCAAGAAGCUCGGUACAGUAUCUAUGCCUGAUAUCAAUGCCAAGGCUGAUGUGGGUGCUUCCUUUGAUGUCACUGGCAAAUUCUCCAUUGCCAACGCAGAUGACAUGGCUGCUUUCGCUGCCUACAUGAUUAACAACCAGGACUUUAUCUGGGAUAUUACCACACAAGAUGUCAGUGUCAGCGCUCUCGGCUUUACCUUUACAAAGAUUACCAUGGAGAAGUUCAUUACUUUGACUGGCGCUAAUGGAUUCAAGGAUGCUGUCACUAUCAACUCGUUUGAUUUGCCCUCGAAUGACCCUGCUGGUGGUAUCACUCUUACUGCUCAAACAUCCAUCAAGAAUCCUAGUCAAGUUGGCUUCAACCUUGCUGGCGUCACAUUCGAGACAUUCUAUAAGGGUGUUGACCUAGGACCUCUCGCCUCCAACGGUGCUGCUGUCUUCCCUCCUCAAGGUGUGGCUGCUAUUUCCAUGAAGGGUCGUUUGAUUCCUCAAACUUCGUCUGAAGGUCUCAAGGCUAUUACUGAAGUGUUUGACAAUUAUCUUAGUGCCAAUGAUUCUCUGGUAGAUGUCAAGGGUGUCUCUGGCUCUGGUCCCAAUGGUCAAGUUGGCUGGCUCACAGAUGCUUUCAAGACAUUGGCUAUCCAAAAUGUCGUCUUACCUGGUCCCAAGACAAAGCCAGAGUUGAUUCCCGCCGUUACCAUGAAGGACAUGCAACUUGACUUUACCAAGGAUCCUUGGGCUCCUCCCACCAGCUCCAACAACGUGCAAGCUCAACUCAAGAGUCCCUUUGGCUUCCCUCUUGGUGUCAGCCAGCUCAACAUGGCAGUUACUGCCACUUAUCAAAGCCAUAAUGUUGCUUCUCUUGCUGUUCCUAAUGAGCAGGCAUCCACUAGCUCUACUGGUGUUGUCACCACACAGUUCAAGGAUGUUCCUUUUAAGGUUAUUGACAAGACCAUCUUUACUGGCUUUGUUCAACUGUUGACUAUGAGUCCCAGCGUGACAUUUGGUUUGGAAGGCACCACCAAUGCUAUUGCUGAAACUGCCGUUGGCUCUCUCAGUUUGAAUAACAUUGGCUUCAACGUAGAUACUACAUUAGCUGGUCUUGCUGACUUUGGUGGCAAGGUUGUCAUCAACAGCGUCAAUGUCGUUGGUGGUACAUCUCAAUUCAUUCUCAUCGACAUUACCUUCACCAUGACCAAUCCCUCUAAUAUCACUAUUACUGUGGGUGACAUCAACUUUGAUGUUGUCAUGAAUGAGUUCAAUGCUGUUAUUGGUCGUGUCUACGUCAAGGAUGCUGUCAUUCCUCCUGGUGGCAAGACUUAUUCUGCAGAAAUGCACUUGGGUGAAAAGAGCACCAACGCCAAGGCCGUCUCUCAAAUGUUGGGCGAUUACUUGACCUCUGCCAAGAUCCCCUUGACCAUUCAAGGCUCUACUGAAUCCACAAAGAUUGCUCCUUUGGUUCCUGCUUUGAACUCUGUCAAACUUGCUACUGAAAUGACGGGCAUUGCUGGUAAUUUGAUCAGUCAGAUUGCUGUCAAGGGUAGCAUCAUUGGUCUUAUGAUCCUCAACAAGGGCUCUGCUCAAAUUACGCUCAAGAAUCCUUUGAACUCACCCUUCUCUAUCAAGUCUGUGCACGCUGCUGUUGUCUUCAAGCCCUCCUCUGGUGCUGCUCCCUUCACUGUAGGUACCAUUGACUAUGAUCUCUCUAGUCCCGCUACUGUACCUGCUCAGGGUCAAUUAACUACCGAUGACUGGCCUGUCAAAAUUGUUGGUUCUGGUAUUGAACAUCUUGGUCAAAUGCUUGGUUUGUUGCUUGAUCCCGCAAAGUACUUUGACGUGCAACAAAAUGUCACUGUGUCUGUUGGCAGUGGUGAUGGCUAUAAUACUGAAAUGUUCUACUACCAAGACAGGGUUCCCUUCACUAUCUCCAUUGACGGCCUUCCCCCAAUUGGUAUCACUGCUAGCUCUCUGUCCAAGAUGUCUCUUCCCUCCAACAUUACCUCUGAAACUGAUCCCAAUAAAUUGGAACAAAUGAUCAAAGAUAUUUUGGCUGGAAAGACACCUACCAGCAGCGUUAUUGCUUCUACUGCCAACGCUACAUCCACUGCUACUGCUUCCUCCUCUGCAGCCAAGACAUCUGAUACUGCCACUGAGGUGACAGUGACAACAACCAAGGCUACUGAUGAUAGCAAGCCCACCGAUAGCACAACUGAAGCCAAGGCUACCCCCACUGAAGACUCUAAAAAGUCUGACACUGCUACUACCGAAGCUGCUGAAACCACAACAAAAAAACCUCUGUUCUCGCUUCCUUUCUAG
Messenger RNA from Mucor velutinosus, 5040 nucleotides. RefSeq lists its product as uncharacterized. Lineage: Eukaryota; Fungi; Mucoromycota; Mucoromycetes; Mucorales; Mucoraceae. Bases 1 to 5040 code for a protein of 1679 amino acids. Gene Ontology annotation, cellular component: fungal-type vacuole membrane. The record is from RefSeq and is a predicted model, not a curated record. The transcript has 3 exons.